UAACAAAAAUAAAAAAACUACACAAGAGAGGGGUGACGAGGAAAGAAGAAAAACGAGGCAGCAGCAACAACAGCCUCGUUGUGUCUUGGAAGAAAAAAAAGAAAGAAGGAAUCGCAUCCACCCAUCCAUCGAUUCAGUAUCAAGAAAAAACAGAGUUAGUUACCAUGGCGAUGCGUGACCUUAUCACUGGCGCCACAGCUUGCCCUGACCCCUCCGCUUCUUCUUCCUCCGCCAACCCUCUCGGCGCUCUCGCCAACGUCCUCGUCGGUUCUUCCUCCAAGACUCAGGAGAGGCUGAAGGAAAUCCCUACCUCCACUCCCACUGGCCCCGCUUCCCAAUUCUACUCCCAGCCUCCGCUCCAGCUUCCCGGUUCCGAAUUCGAUAAGCCCUUCCUCGAUUCCAAUUCUCAGGGUUCGGCGUUUUUGAAUAGUUUUAGGUCGGCUGGCGCGGGCGGGCUCGAGGAAACGUGGGAUGAGAUACAGCGUGAGGGAAGGGUUGGUCAACCCUAUGGGAGGGUGCCACCGCCUCAACAGCUUCAUCAACCUGCAUUGGAUGGGACACCACAAAGAGUUCUAUCUAGCUUUUUGCACUCAUUUCUUGAUAGCAGCCGUGGUGGAAUACCUUUUCAUCCUGCCCCUCUUCCAAUGUUGGGUUUAUCUGAAGGUGAUAAACAAUGCAUUCGUGACCGCAGCAGCAUAAUGGCGAGGCAUCUCUUUGCAGAUAAAAAUGAAGAGUUUAUCAAUGCCCAAGUAAAUGCACUUCUAUGCUCUCUAGAUAUUGACAGUAAUGUCCGUGGUAAGGGACCUAUGCCUGAAAGACUUCGGGAGCUUGAGGAUUACUGGAAUGAGUCUCAAGGCAACCAGAGACUUGGUGCUCAUCCUGCAGACGGAUGGAUUACGGAAUUCAGUCAAAAUAGGGAAAGACAUGAUAAUCCUGAUUCUUGGGCCAACUCAUUUGAGCAACAGCACGGUGCGAAUGGUUGGGCUUCUGAAUUUGAACAUUCUCAAUUGUCGUCAGUAGAUCAAAUGCGAGGUAUGAACAUGCCAAACUUUGCUGCAAUGGAGCAGACUCGUAUGCUCGCAAAUACAUUGGCCCAGAAUGCUGACCCUAAAUUCCAGAACUCUAAAUUCCUUCAAUUUGUCUCAAAGAUGAGCCGUGGUGAGUUGAUUAUUGAUGACAAUCAAGUUAAAGAAACUGCAUUACCUGCAUCUGGAGAUUGGGCCGGAGAAUACCAACAGCAAUAUAAUAAUGAUCAUGGAUGGGCUGGUGAAUAUUUAAAUAAUAAGGUUUAUAAUGGACCUGAUCAGUGGGUGAAUGAAUUUACGACCGAAGGACAGCAGCAUGGAGCAGUUAAUGAUCAGUGGGUUGAUGAAUUCUCAAAGUUGCAUGUUAAUGACUGGGCUGAGGAAUUUGGUGAUCAGGUUGGUGAAGGAGCUUUAGGGGAAUCUGAUAAUUGGGCACAGGCAUAUGAUGAGUUCCUAAACGAGCAAGUUGUUGCCAAGCAGCGGUUAGAUAGUUCAAGCGGUGUGUAUGUCUUCUCAGAUUUAAAUCCUUAUGUUGGUCAUCCAAAUCCACUAAAAGAAGGCCAAGAUCUCUUCAGAAAAGGACUUUUAAGUGAAGCAGUUCUAGCACUGGAAGCUGAAGUCUUGAAAAACCCAGAAAAUGCUGAAGGGUGGAGACUACUUGGAAUAGCACAUGCAGAGAAUGAUGAUGAUCAACAGGCUAUUGCAGCAAUGAUGCGUGCACAGGAGGCUGAUCCUACAAACUUGGAAGUGCUUCUUGCUCUUGGUGUCAGUCAUACAAAUGAACUGGAGCAAUCGGCUGCUCUGAAAUAUCUUUCUGGAUGGCUACGUCAUCACCCGAAAUACGGAACACUUGCCCCGCCUGAGAUGUCUGAUUCCUCUUUGUACUAUGCUGAUGUUGCUAGAUUAUAUAAUGAAGCAGCUGAGGUCUCACCUGAUGAUGUAGAUGUCCACAUAGUUCUUGGGGUCCUGUAUAACUUAUCCAGGGAAUAUGACAAAGCCAUUGCAUCUUUUGAAAGGGCAUUGAAACUUAAGCCACAGGAUUACUCUCUCUGGAACAAGCUUGGCGCAACACAAGCAAACAGUGUUCAAAGUGCUGAUGCAAUAAUGGCUUACCAGCAGGCACUAGAUUUAAAGCCUAAUUAUGUUCGUGCUUGGGCAAAUAUGGGUAUCAGUUAUGCAAACCAGGGCAUGUACGAUGAGUCUAUUCGUUAUUAUGUUCGGGCACUUGCCAUGAAUCCAAAAGCAGAGAACGCAUGGCAAUAUUUGAGAAUUUCAUUGAGCUGUGCUUCCAGGAAUGACUUGUUGGAAGCUUGUGAUAGUCGUAAUCUAGACCUUCUCCAGAAGGAGUUUCCCCUACAGUAAGUUUUCUUUCUUAUGAAUGGACGAAUUACAGGAGGAGCAGUUCCAUGGCGGAGGUGGAUGUUUGAACAUAGUCCUAUUUUGCCUUAAAGCUUUUGGAUCUGUAAAUGGUAUAUCUUCUGCCAUUACAGCUUGUUGUAGAUUUCUGUUUCCCUUAAAAUUAUUAGGAGAUCUGAGAUCGAUCAAGUGACUAAGCAUGCAGGUCUAUAUGAGGCAUUAUUCAUUGAUCUUUUGAACAUGCGGUGUAUAUCAUGAUAGUGUAUAAUAAACCUACACUGGAUUUCGACACAGCUAGUCUUCAUUUCUUAAUUAUACAAAAGCUAUUUAUCACAGAA
Molecule: messenger RNA, 2719 nt
Organism: Lotus japonicus
Lineage: Eukaryota; Viridiplantae; Streptophyta; Magnoliopsida; Fabales; Fabaceae
Product: peroxisome biogenesis protein 5
Exons: 15
Coding region: 165-2387 (740 amino acids)
Biological process (GO): protein import into peroxisome matrix, docking
Cellular component (GO): cytosol; peroxisomal membrane
Molecular function (GO): protein binding
Source: RefSeq, a predicted model, not a curated record